AAUCCCAUGGAUUUUUUCCCCAAAUCCCCGGAUUUCUCCGCAGUUUCCGGCCGGUGCCCCUGGAGCAGACCUACGUGGGCAUCACGGAGAAGAAAGCCAUCAAACGCUUCCAGAUCAUGAACGAGAUCGUCUACGAGAAGAUCAUGGAGCACGCGGGCAAGAACCAGGUGCUGGUGUUCGUGCACUCGCGCAAGGAGAGCGGCAAGACGGCGCGCGCCAUCCGGGACAUGUGCCUGGAGAAGGACACGCUGGGGCUCUUCCUCAGGGAGGGCUCGGCCUCCACCGAGGUGCUGCGGACCGAGGCCGAGCAGUGCAAGAACCUGGAGCUGAAGGAUCUGCUCCCGUACGGCUUCGCCAUCCACCACGCCGGCAUGACGCGCGUCGACCGCACGCUGGUGGAGGAUCUGUUCGCCGACAAGCACAUCCAGCUCCCAGGGAUCGCUGAGGAUUUGGGAAUUCCGCAGGACGCCGUGAACUGGCUGGGUUACACCUACCUGUACAUCCGGAUGCUGCGGUCGCCCACCCUGUACGGGAUCUCCCACGACGACCUGAAGGCCGACCCGCUCCUGGAGCAGCGGCGCCUCGACCUCGUCCACACCGCGGCCCUGAUGCUCGACAAGAACAACCUGGUCAAGUACGACAAGAAAACCGGGAAUUUCCAGGUGACGGAGUUGGGCCGCAUCGCCAGCCAUUACUACAUCACCAACGAGACGGUGCAGACGUACAACCAGCUGCUGAAACCCACCCUGAGCGAGAUCGAGCUCUUCCGCGUCUUCUCCCUGUCCUCGGAGUUCCGCAACAUCACCGUGCGCGAGGAGGAGAAGCUGGAGCUGCAGAAGCUUCUGGAGCGAGUCCCGAUCCCGGUGAAGGAGAGCAUCGAGGAGCCCAGUGCCAAGAUCAACGUCCUGCUCCAGGCCUUCAUCUCGCAGCUGAAGCUGGAGGGGUUCGCCCUCAUGGCCGACAUGGUCUACGUCACCCAGUCGGCCGGGAGGUUGAUGAGAGCCAUCUUUGAGAUCGUCCUGAACCGCGGCUGGGCCCAGCUCACCGACAAGACCCUCAACCUCUGCAAGAUGAUCGACAAGCGCAUGUGGCAGUCCAUGUGUCCCCUGCGCCAGUUCAAGAAGCUGCCCGAGGAGGUGGUGAAGAAGAUCGAGAAGAAGAAUUUCCCCUUCGAGCGCCUCUACGACCUCAACCACAACGAGAUCGGUGCUGGAAUGAGGGGAAAUCACCCAAAUUAG
Molecule: messenger RNA, 1238 nt
Organism: Zonotrichia albicollis (white-throated sparrow)
Lineage: Eukaryota; Metazoa; Chordata; Aves; Passeriformes; Passerellidae
Source: RefSeq, a predicted model, not a curated record